Molecule: messenger RNA, 2369 nt
Organism: Mirounga angustirostris (Northern elephant seal)
Lineage: Eukaryota; Metazoa; Chordata; Mammalia; Carnivora; Phocidae
Gene: LRRC25
Product: leucine rich repeat containing 25
Exons: 3
Coding region: 1152-2075 (307 amino acids)
Molecular function (GO): protein binding
Source: RefSeq, a predicted model, not a curated record
UUUGGGUCUGACUCAAGCCCCCCUCCUCCUCUGGAACUCUGGCCUCCUCCCCAGGUUCCCCAUCUCCAGACACCAGGCUCACUCUGGAGGAAUCUUUCAACACAGUACCCCUCCACUGCUCACACAUAUUCCUUGGCUCCCCAUGGCCCUGGGAAUAAUGUCCCACUCCUCAGCCUGGUGUCUGAAGCCAGGACUGCUCACCCCGUGCCCACACCACCAGUUUCUCCUCUCAGCCUGUCCACUCCAACCACUCCACUCCUAAACACACUGUCCCAGUCAGCCAUGCUUUCUCAAGCUGCAGGGCAUCUGCUCCUAUUGUGACUUCUGCCUGAAAUCUGCCACGCAUUUGUUUCUGCCAGCUACUGUGACUCAUCCUCCAAGCCCCAGACUCAACGUCUCCUUCCCCAGGGAACCCUCCUCACAGCCCCUUCCAGCAUGGAGGCAUCGCUGUACCAGAGCAGGAGCUCUGAGUCUGUGGGGAAGGCUAGCAGGUUGGAGAGUCAAAGGCAGGCUUUAGGAAUCCUUGGCAAAACCCUACUCAUGUGUGGAAGGCCCAAGUCUAAUGCUUCCUCCUCCAGGAAGCCUUCCAAGAUUCUGUCCCUCUCUCUGACCUGACCUGACUCCACUGGACUGGGUCUGUCUGUGUCCAGCUCUGUCCUCUCCGAAGACUGGGUGCUUCACCAGAACCUGGCCAUACUGAGGCCUUUUGGAAGUUCAGCAUGGGUGAUUGUUGAAUGAACAAGUGAACACAUGGGUUGGGCGUCAACCGAGCUGACACCAGGAAGGGAGUUGAUGAGGUAGCAGUCGGUCAGUUAGGGUAUUAAUGGGGGACAUGUAGUCACUGGGUUCCAGCAAAAGAGAAGCAGGUCGCCCCUCCCCCUCCCGUGGGACUCCCGGGCCUGAGGCCUUGCAGGGGGGCGGGUCUCUGUGUCUUUAUUCUUCCCCUCAGCAUUGCACCCGGACACCAGUUCCUCUUCCCGAGUCGCUGGGUGCAGAUCCUGAGGAGCGCCCCGGACCACAGCGGAUCCGCGGAGGGUGCUGACUACUUCGGCCCCCACGUCCAGGUGAGCCACCACGCAGCCCCUCCCGCGCCAGAACCUUCCACCCCGCCGAGGCAAAAGCGUGGCGGUGGGACCAGAAAGGUUGCUUGAAUGGGGGGCUCCCUGGCGUGGAUGCUGUUGUUGCCGCUGCUGCAGGAUCCAGGCAGCCAAGUCUUUUCCUGCAACGUGUCCUCCGGGAUCGUGGACUGGAACACAAAGUUCACAGCCAUAUGCCUGAAUUUCAGUGGCCAAGGCCUCCUCCGACUGCCCCAGAACCAGUCUCUGCAGGCCGGGAACCUGCGCUACCUUAACCUGUCUGGGAAUCGUCUUCAAAAGCUACCACUGCUCUUCUUUGAACUCCUGGGAAAGCUGGAGGACCUAGAUGUGACAAACAACCCACUGACCUGCGUGGACAGGGAGCUGGCCAUGAGCUGUAAACUUGACCUGAAGGCUGACUGCAACUGUGUCCUAAAACCCUGGCACCUGGUCCGACAGGACAACUGCUCCGGCCAGCCACCUCUCAAGUGCCGAGACCCAGAUACUGGUGUCUGGCGCAAUGUCUCCGCCUUCCUGGAGGCUGGCUGCUCCCCUGGCCUGUCCUUGAUGACCAUCGGGGCCCUGGUGGCCAGUGGCAGCCUGAUCCUGGGGCUCACCAUUGCUGGCCUAGUGCUGGCCUGGAGACUCCGGGGACGCCGGAGGGUCGGUAACCGGGACCUGGACAAAACAGGGGCUGCCCAGGAUGGUUCUCCGUCUGGCUCCGGCAAGCAGCCGAGAUACAGUAGCCGGGGCCUCAGCUCUAAGCCCCCAGCGGCUGCCAUGCCCAGACCCUCCACCCCCGACUAUGAGAAUGUGUUCGUGGGCCAGCCAGCUGCCGGGCACCAGUGGGCCGAACAUGGGGCUCACCCAUCAGAGGACAGCGACUUCUACAUGACCUACGAGGGCCCCGACCAUGCCUCCCAGCCUGUCUACUGCAACCUGCGGUCGAUGCACCAGACCCCACUUGACGAAGAGGAGUACGUGAUCCCCGGGUGCUGAGCCUUUGAUGCCCUGAACUCCAGCCUGCUGCCUUCUACUUACUUGGGGCAUUCUGGCUCUUCCCUGGCCUCAGUCUUCCCACCUGAGGAAUGGGGACAAGGAAGGACCAUCCCUGGGGCCCUGGGAGGCUCUUCAGCUCCCUCUCCAGCCCCCGCUCUGCUUCUCAGCUCCCUCAGCUGCUGCAAGGGGGAAGAGGAGAGGCCCUGACAUGGGGACAGGAGGGUCAGUUUGUGAACGCUGUCAUCACCCUCCCGUCGGUGUGCAGGCGGUGCUUAAUAAACGCUGCUGGCUCCA